AUGCACAAAUUGAUGACCCCUUUGCUGGUGUGGGGCUUGGAAAUUUCAAGGAAGGUGGUGGAGCUUUACAUUCAUUGAGUACUAUUGAAGUGGAAGUGGAUGCAAAACUCUGAACUAGUAUCACAUUGAUGAAUAGUUGACACUGGCUGGCAUUCUUGAUACAUGGAAAGGAAUGGAUGCACGCCCUACUUUAUCCAUUCAAAAAUCAGGUGCAAAGCAUCUUACUAACCUGGGAGCAUCUGCAGCUAUGUCCUCAUCUUUGCCAGUUCGGGCCAUACCUCUGGAAGAAAAAUAUCCAAUAUUGCCAGACUCUCAACAAGUUUCAUUGGAAAAGGAACUGAUGACAUAUUCCAUGGCUCCAGGUGGAUCUUCACUGGUUGCCAACAGUGGGGUUGUGGGACACAUAUUUUCAUCAGACUCGGGAUUCUCCUCUAGAAAUGCCCCCUUCAUUUCUCAGUCAUCAAAUAAUCGAGCACCUGUGCCUUUAAUGCCAUCUUCUCAUUCAGGACUGUUUCAGUCUAGCGCAUUGAAUCAUUAUUCCAAAGAAAACAGCAAUGUUCCCUGGUGUACAGAGGAUUUCCUUGAUUUUUCUGAUAGUGUCCCUGUCCAAAAUAGUCAAAUAGAAAGUAUUGCUGUCAUGGCAUCUGAGGACCCUAAUAAGCGGAAUGAUUGGCAGGAAUGGGCAGACCAGCUUAUCCAGCUUAGUACCGAUGAUGAUGCUUUGACUCCUGACUGGAAUGAGCUUCUUGUUGACAACAGUGCUGUGAAUCCUGAACCAAAGACAGUAUACCAGGUGCCCAAACCAUCUUCAAAUAUCUCAGUGCCCCAGCCCCAAGUUCAUCAGCAGCUUUCUGUUCCUUCUGGAGAACUUUGCCCUGUUGCUAGUCCCACUUCCUCUGUCAAUGGUGCCCCAACCAAGCCACGUAUGCGUUGGACACCUGAACUGCAUGAACGUUUUGUAGAAGCUGUUAAUCAGCUCGGUGGCAGUGAAAGAGCUACUCCCAAGGGCGUCCUAAAGCUCAUGAAAGUUGAAGGCUUAACUAUCUACCAUGUGAAAAGCCAUUUGCAGAAGUACAGAACAGCUAGGUAUAGACCAGACUCAUCAGAAGGAACAUCAGAGAAAAAAACAAAUCCGAUUGAUGAAAUGCCAUCUCUAGACCUGAAAACGGGCAUUGAGAUUACUGAGGCAUUGCGACUACAAAUGGAUGUUCAGAAGCGAUUGCACGAACAACUUGAGAUCCAAAGAAAUCUACAACUACGUAUAGAAGAACAAGGAAGGUAUCUACAGAUGAUGUUUGAGAAGCAAUAUAAAACCACUAGUGAGAAGUUCAAUGCCUCUUCAUCCAGUCUUGGUGAUCCCGCUGCUCCCUCAUCAGAUGUACAGCCGUAUUCCCCAGUGAAAAAUGAAGCAGAAACAUCAGAGAAGGAUUGUGCUGGAACAGUGAAUGAUGCAAGUGAUGAUGCCAGUGCAAUACCGAAUCACAGUUUUCUGAAGUCAGGUGGGAAGCAAAUGGCAUCCGAAAUCAGACCCACUAAGGACCUUAAACCUGAUGGCAUUGGCAAGUCUAGUUCUCCACCCACAAAGCGUUCAAGAGUGGAUGACACAGCCGUCUCAUGUACCAAAUCUCCAUCCGAAUGACAAAGCCUAUACUGCUGGCCUUGCUGCUUGUGAUGACAUGAUGACCUUAUAAAGAGGAAGCUGUGAUGACUAAUGCUAGGGGCAUUGGAAUUUUGGAACUGGAGCUAGUAACUAGACGUGGGCAAUAGCAUGUGCUAUCUUUUGAAUCCAUAAAAACAAUAUAUGCGUUUUGAUUGAUAUGUUUAUCAACUUCCUGAUUUGUGCCCUUUUGAGGUACACUGCGAACUGGUAUUGAAAGACGGAUGCAUUGUAUAUGGCCAUGAAGAGAAAUAUUUAUCGUAAGGAAUCCUAUAGCCUUAAAUUUUAU
Molecule: messenger RNA, 1946 nt
Organism: Telopea speciosissima
Lineage: Eukaryota; Viridiplantae; Streptophyta; Magnoliopsida; Proteales; Proteaceae
Product: protein PHR1-LIKE 1-like
Exons: 7
Coding region: 173-1639 (488 amino acids)
Molecular function (GO): DNA binding; DNA-binding transcription factor activity
Source: RefSeq, a predicted model, not a curated record